GGCGCGCACGGAGGCUGGGCGGUCACCCCCUCCCACGGUCGACGGAUAAGAGCUCCCCCCGCAGAGAAGAUGAUAGAGGAAAGUGGAAAAAGGAGGAGAACAAUGGCAGAGAAGAGACAGCUGUUCAUGGAAAUGAGGGCCCAGAAUUUUGAUGUCAUCCGACUUUCAACGUAUAGGACUGCCUGUAAACUGAGAUUUGUGCAAAAAAGAUGUAAUCUUCAUCUUGUGGAUAUUUGGAACAUGAUUGAAGCCUUCCGAGACAAUGGCCUUAAUACCUUGGAUCACAACACAGAGAUCAAUGUGUCUCGACUGGAAACCAUAAUUUCAUCCAUCUACUACCAGCUGAAUAAACGCCUUCCUUCUACUCACCAGAUCAGUGUGGAGCAAUCCAUCAGCCUUCUCCUUAACUUCAUGAUAGCAGCGUAUGACAGUGAGGGCCACGGGAAGUUGACGGUGUUUUCCAUAAAAGCCAUGUUGGCAACCAUGUGUGGUGGGAAAAUUCUGGACAAGUUAAGAUAUAUUUUCUCUCAAAUGUCUGAUUCCAAUGGCUUGAUGAUAUUUUCAAAGUUUGACCAGUUUCUGCGAGAGGUUCUGAAACUUCCAACAGCAGUUUUUGAAGGACCUUCCUUUGGCUACACAGAAAACUCUGUGCGGUCGUGUUUCCCUCAGCAGAAGAAGGUCAUGCUAAAUAUGUUCUUAGACACAUUAAUGGCUGACCCACCACCACAGUGCCUUGUAUGGCUACCUCUUAUGCACAGACUAGCCCACGUAGAAAAUGUCUUCCAUCCAGUGGAAUGCUCUUACUGCCGGUGUGAGAGCAUGAUGGGCUUCCGGUACCGAUGCCAGCAGUGCCACAACUACCAGCUCUGUCAAAAUUGUUUUUGGCGAGGCCACGCAAAUGGCCCUCACAGCAACCAGCAUCAGAUGAAGGAGCAUUCCUCUUGGAAAUCGCCUGCCAAGAAGCUGAGCCAUGCCAUUAGUAAAUCUCUUGGUUGUGUACCCACUAGAGAGCCUCCUCACCCUGUAUAUCCGGAACAGCCAGAGAAGCCCCUUGACCUUGCCCAUAUAGUCCCUCCUCGGCUCCUUGCUAACAUGAACGAUGCCAUGGUUACCCACAUGUCUUCUGGAGCCCCCACGCCAACAAAAAGGUCGCAGUGCAGCUUGGCCCUCCCCGGUCGGCUCAGUGACGAGCACGCCCUGAUAGCAGCCUAUGUGAGCCGGCUACAGAGCGGUGGUACACGCGUCCUCGAUAGCCCCAGCAGACUGGAUGAGGAGCACAGGCUAAUCGCCCGGUAUGCUGCCAGGUUGGCUGCUGAAGCUGGAAAUGUGCCACGUCCACCAACAGACCUCGGGUUCAACUUCGAUGCGAACAAACAGCAAAGGCAGCUGAUAGCAGAACUGGAAAACAAGAACAGAGAAAUACUGCAAGAAAUCCAGCGUCUCCGACUGGAGCAUGAGCAGGCCUCCCAGCCCACACCGGAAAAAGCCCAGCAGAAUCCAACAUUGCUGGCAGAACUCCGACUAUUGCGGCAAAGGAAGGAUGAACUGGAACAGCGGAUGUCUGCUCUGCAGGAAAGCCGGAGGGAGCUGAUGGUGCAACUAGAAGGGCUCAUGAAACUACUCAAGGAGGAGGAGCAAAAGCAGGCAGCCCAGGCAGCAAGUUCUCCACACACCUCCCCUACCCAUGGAGCUGGCCGGUCAAUGCCCAUGCCAGUCAGGUCAACAUCUGCGGGCUCCACCCCAACUCACGUACCCCAAGAUUCGCUUGCCGGUGUCGGUGGAGAUGUUCAGGAAGCAUUUGCACAAGGAACCCGACGAAACCUUCGUAACGAUUUGCUGGUAGCAGCUGAUUCAAUUACCAACACAAUGUCAUCUUUGGUGAAGGAGCUCCAUUCAGGUGAGGAAGGAGGGGAAGAGGAGGAUGACAAGAUGCAGAACGGAAAGGACAGAGGUUAACCAGAAGGACCCAGUAUGGCUACUGAUUCAAAUACCUCUAUUUGACUCAGUUCUUCACAUAUCCUCCCUGAAAAAUUUGCCUCAGGGACACAUAUCUGCCC
Gekko japonicus is the source of this 2057-nucleotide messenger RNA. It is a transcript of the gene DTNB, whose product is annotated as dystrobrevin beta. Gene Ontology annotation, molecular function: zinc ion binding. Lineage: Eukaryota; Metazoa; Chordata; Lepidosauria; Squamata; Gekkonidae. The record is from RefSeq and is a predicted model, not a curated record. Gene Ontology annotation, biological process: synaptic signaling. The transcript is spliced from 21 exons. Gene Ontology annotation, cellular component: plasma membrane; synapse. Bases 70 to 1956 code for a protein of 628 amino acids.